Molecule: messenger RNA, 1512 nt
Organism: Cynara cardunculus var. scolymus (artichoke)
Lineage: Eukaryota; Viridiplantae; Streptophyta; Magnoliopsida; Asterales; Asteraceae
Product: PP2A regulatory subunit TAP46-like
Exons: 9
Coding region: 94-1314 (406 amino acids)
Biological process (GO): regulation of signal transduction; regulation of dephosphorylation
Cellular component (GO): cytosol
Molecular function (GO): protein phosphatase 2A binding
Source: RefSeq, a predicted model, not a curated record
GAUUUACGAUUGCAACCCGAUUCUUACCCAAAUAGACUGCGAUUUGGUCCACUCUCCCUCUCACACCGAUCGUAUCUCGGUGCUCCAUCGGCGAUGGGUUCACUGAAAAUGGAAGACAUGUCUCUGCCCACCCUCUUUGAGCAGGCUCGCAAAAUUCACCUCCUUGCAAACGAUUCUGCCGUCGAAAAGGAGACAUUGAGAAAGAGCUGCGAAGCAUUACAACGAUGCGAGGAAAUGAUUAGCAAAUUAGGGUUGUUUUCAACUAACGAGACCAAGGAAGAAAUCGGUACUACAAACCUUAAGUAUAUUCUGGUGCCAUUUUAUCUUGCUGAAUUGAUGGAGAAGACUGGAUAUGAUAACAGGAUAGAGGUUUUGAAGGUUUCUUUGGCUAAGUUAAAGGAAUUUAUUUCAUUCUGUGAUGCAAUGGAGCUUGUACCUGAAGAUGAGUUGGAAGCAUCUGUACAUGGAGGUCCAAAUACUGUUGUAGAUAGGAGGGCUAAGAAGAUUGCUCGGUUCAAGCGCCAACGUGCUGCAGAAUCAAAGCUCUUAGAAUUGAAAGAACGGAAGGAACGACGUGGGAGGUCAACCAAAGCAGCAGCCCUAUCUACUCCUGUUGAUGCUGGAGAUGAUGACGUGUUCGAUGAUGAUGGGGAAGAAGAAAGAGAGGCAUGGCUUGCUUCAAUCUCGUUGGCUAUUUACAAGGCUCUUGAUCUAAUGGAAAUGAUGAAGAAAGAGGAGGAAAUGCUUUCAGCAAUAAAGGAAAAGCAAGAGAAGGAAGGAAAUACCGAAAUUUCACAGGCCAUUCUUGAGGAACGUGCCAAGACUGUCGAAGACUGGCAUCGUAAUGCUGCGGCUCGAGCUCGAUACACAAAACCAGCAGCACCAAUUACAUGUGCUACUUUUGCACAAGAUGUUUUAGAGGGGAGAGCUAAUGUUUCACAAACACAUGAUCACAAACACCAACCACUAAUGUUUGGACCAGCUAGUCUUGUGGGUGGAGGCCUAACAAGUGAAAGGGAAAGAAUUGCUGCACAGGUUUUCCAACCUGGUCACAGAAUGCCAACGAUGAGCAUAGAAGAAGCUGGAUUGAAGGAGAUGGAGAUGAUGAACAAAUGGCAAGAGAAUACUGCUAAAAUGAUGGAAGAAGCUAAUUCUUCGUGGCACACUGAAAAGUGGAAACCAAGAGCAGGUGGUGGUGAUGACGAUGAAGAUGAAGACGAUGAUGCUGCACAAGAUAAGGCAAGGGCCUUUGAUGACUGGAAAGAUGAUAACCCUCGAGGUGCAGGAAAUUCAAAGCUCACUCCUUGUGGCUAGACUCUAAAUAUUAUUUCAUGAUGAUGUACCAUUGGGCACCAGCUGAGAUAGCCGUAUGUACCAUUGAGGUUGUUUUUAUCAAGAUUGUGCAUCACAAAGUUGUACAAAUUCUUUGCUGAACCCUCUAAACCCAAUACACCUUAAAGAUCUGCUGUAAUUGUUAUCUUCUGAAUGCAUUUUAUCGUAUGAGAUUUGCUU